AAAUUAGGAAAUAAUCGUAAGCAAAAAAUAUAGAUUAUAUUAUCAAAUAUAUUUAUUGUAAAUUCUCUAAUUAUUUAUUAUAGAAAUAUAGAUAUGAACUCUAACUCUUAAAAGCUAGACUAUGAAUAAAGGCUAGCUUAGCAUUAACAACCAAAGUCUAGAUUAGUUUAACUAUAUAAAGGUGGAAGCAACUAAUAGAUUGAUUCAACAAAUCAUUAUCAAAGUUAGUAAUCUAAUAACAAUAACAUGUACGGCUCCUCAUAAAAUAAAUUUAUAUCUUAAUUAUACUCAAAAGGAUUGCAUGAAAACGAUUUUAACAAAAAAUAAAGCAAAUUAGAAAUGAGUAAAAAGGAUAGUUCAAAAAUUAUUGUGGGAUAAAACUCUAUGCUAGGAAACUCUGCUGAUUUUAUUUUCAAAACUCCUCCAGACUAAUUUACAAAAAAAAAAUUUGUUAUAAGCAAUAAAUAAGCUUCAGUUCAAAUUAUAAAACCAGAAUACAAUUUAAGUCAAGGAGCUGAUCCUCAUCCGUUUGCCUAUAAUAACGUAAGUGGCUCUCUUUAGAGAUAAGAUUUAAAAAAAAUCCCUCAAUAAAUUAAUUAUGGAAGUGACAAAAGAAAAUAAUCUCUUUAGAAUUAAAAUUUUUCAGCUUAUCCAACAAAUUAAAAUAAAGAAAAUGAUACCUAAAAUUAAAAUGAAGUUCGCUUACCCAAACUAGAUUCGUAUCCUAAUUCUCCCCCUAUAUACAGAAUGGCUCAGAAGAUUGAAGAAAGCUAAUCAACAUAAAAAAUUAAAAAAAUGAAUGGCGAAUAAGAUAAUUUCAAACAAAGUGUUAAUAAAGAAAGAAGAUCUUCAUAAGCAUAAUCUAAUAGUACUUCAAUAAAUGAUUUUGAUUCAACUGCUACUAGCCCUUAGUUAUUAGCUUAUUAAAAAUCUCCAUAGCUUUAAUAGAUUUAAGGAAGCAAAAAUUACUAUCUGUAGAAAGAUAAUUCUGAAAAUACGGCUGACUCUUCUUCUGAGUAAUAAAAUAAUACAAACUCUCCUAAUUCUAUAAAUGGAUAAUCACCUAAGACAGUUGUUGGACAUAGCCCAAGAUACAACAUUAUUAAGUAUAAGUAAAAUUAAAACCAGUCAAAAAUAAAUAACCAGUAGUAGUAUGAUUAGAAGAAAACUGAUGAUUAUCCCAACCAAUUAAUAAGACCUUUAAUUCAAUCACCAGAUAUAUCAGAUAGCUCAAUUAAUUCAAGCCUAAUUAAUAAUUCAUCAGAUUUAGUUUAAAUUAAAAAAUUUGAAAAAAAGCUAAAGCUAAUUAAAGAAAGCAAUGAAUUACCUUCUUUUAAAGAAAAAAAAUAAAACGAGUUUUAAAUUCCACAAAGAGAAGUAAACUCUAGUUUGGCUAGUUAUCAAUAACAAAUUAUAUAAUAAAUGUCAUCAUCGAAUCAAAGAAAGAACUAAUUAAAUAAUAAUUUAUAGAGUAAUAAACUUGCUGCAAAUAAGCCUCAUAACUAGAUUGCAAAAUUUAAGUAUCCUCAGAUGAACUCAAUAUUAAAAACUAAAGCUGGUUAGUACUCAUAAUUCAUUAGAAAGUAGAAUUAAGAUGCUGGCUUACUUCAACUAAAUUUUAUGGGAGAUAAACACUGCAGCUUAUCUGGAGUAUUUGAUGGUCAUGGCGAAUAUGGGACUUAGGUAUCAAAUUUCGUAAAAAAGGGCAUAUAAAAACACUUAAUGAAGGAGAUUAAGCAAAGUGGAGGAUUAGAAGGAGAAAAUUUAGAUAUUCCUAGCUGUUUUAGAAGGGCAUACUAGUAAACUAAUAAAGAGCUUUUAGGUUAAACUUAAUUUGAUGUGUAAAUGAGUGGAUGCACAGCAGUAACAGUUCUAUAAUAUAGAAAUGAAAUUUAUUGUGCUAAUACUGGAGAUUCUAGAGCUAUUGCUAUACGUUAAACACCAAAUAACGAAUGGAGAUAAGUUGAACUUUCUAAGGAUCAUAAGCCAGAGGUUCCUGAAGAAAAGGCAAGAAUAAAUGCAAAUGGAGGAAGGGUAGAAUAAAGUAUGAACGAAGAUGGAGAGAAGGCUGGAAUUUACAGAGUUUGGAAAAAAAACAUGGAUUUACCAGGACUAGCAAUGAGCAGGAGUAUGGGAGAUUCAGUUGGUAGGGAAUGUGGAGUUAUAUGUGAUCCAGAUAUAAUUUAGCAUACCUUAACAGACGAUGAUAAAAUGAUUAUUAUAGCUUCUGACGGAGUAUGGGAAUUUCUCUCUAAUGUAGAUGUUACUAAAAUAAUAACACCCUACUUCAGAGACAGUAAGAUAAGUGAAGGAGUAGAUAGAAUAAUAUCUAUUUCUCAUAAAGAAUGGUUAAAGGAAGGAGAUUCGGUAGACGAUAUCACUUGCAUAGCAUUUUUUAUUCAGGGACUAAAAGAAGGUUAUGAAGAUAAUAAAUGA
Molecule: messenger RNA, 2436 nt
Organism: Tetrahymena thermophila SB210
Lineage: Eukaryota; Ciliophora; Oligohymenophorea; Hymenostomatida; Tetrahymenidae
Product: protein phosphatase 2c
Exons: 10
Biological process (GO): protein dephosphorylation
Molecular function (GO): protein serine/threonine phosphatase activity
Source: RefSeq, a predicted model, not a curated record